AUGAGGCGUGCCGACGGCCCAGCGAUUACCGGCCCGGGCGAAUGUGAACGCGUUAUGUAUGCUGGUGAGCGGCAGUUCAAAGUUGUGCAGAGCUGGAGACUGAAGGAGGGACGCGGCGUUGAGAUCACUACCAAGCUCUUCGACCCCAAGGCUGGCAAGCGCGCAGCUGCUAGAAACAGCGGAACCUCGGAGGCUUGUAAAGCAGAUUUGUCCAAGGUGGCCCGCGAAAAAGCUGACGAGAUCAUGAAGGGCAAGCGAGAGGCAGCUCGGAGAGCGGGCGGCGGCGGCGAGGCAGCUUUCUCCAAAUUUUUCGAGUGGCCGGACUACAUCAACUCCAAGAGGAUCUGGAAAUCGGAGAAGGGCGAGGACAUCAAGGACCCUGGCCGCACUCUGUUCCUCUCGACACGGUCAUGCGACUGUCGGUGGUGCAGCGCCCCUGACGGACAAGCGGCGUGGAAGGGGAUGUGGGAACACCUGGGGACGUUUUCGGAAGCGCUGGCAUGCCCAAAGGUAGACCUACGAGAGGGGAACCCGGAGGAUGAGGUUGGCUUCAUGGGACGGAAGCCGGCCUGCAGUGCUAUGGAGUGCACGCUCUGUGGGUUUGGGAAGGAAGGGGGCAUCCCGACCUGCAAGGCGCUGGAAACGUCGCAACAGGUUGUCAAAUGGACCCGGUAUGAAGACACUGAGAGGCCCGGGAAGAAGCCCCUGCAAAACCAACAAGUCGAGAAGGAGGGCAAGCUCUGCGACGUGUGGGCGGACUUCAAGAAGCACACUACGCUGUACAUCGCUCAUCAUGCGAAGGCCAAGUGGCAGACAAACUCUCGUGGGCUCUGCUUGAGCACGUUUCAAGACGGCGAUAUCGUGAUCGAGACANGGAGGAGGAGAGGGAAAAGACGUGGGGGAAUGGGUCUGCCGGUGCGAGACGGAGCGGCAGGGCGCGGAGGCCCAAAGCGCUUUUCACGUUGGUGGAGGGGGGCGGCUGGUGUGGUGAAAUUCUUGAAAGAGUACUUUGACCACAUCGGGGCUGGGAACAAGGAGCUCGCGGACUACUUCGCCACGUGGUCGCCGUAUCGCAUCCGGCGUGUGCAUGUGAAGCUCAUCGGGCUGGGCGCUGUCUACAGGCCGGAGCAGCAGCUAGAUGGCAUCACAGGUACUCGAGACACCUACCUCUUUGUAGGGGCCAACGCGGGGCUUACGGACCGCGCGACCACGACUAGGCGGGGGAGAGACGAAAGCGUUCCGGACGUGAUGGAGAAAGAUUGGUCACUGGCGAUGGGAACGGACGUGGGGGAGGUGGAGGGGACGGAGCUCACAGUGAAAAGGGCAAGGUCGUAUGUGCCGUGGAGCCCGGCGUGGGAAAGGGGCGGGGCUACGGGAGAGGAGAGCCAGCAUGAAGGUGAGGGGGGGGAUGGGGGGGGGGCGGGGACGGGGCAAGGGGGCGACUCCGGCGGCGUCAAGCGGGGGGGCAGGAACAGGAAGAGGGAUGGCCGCCGCACGGACCCUUGUGACGAGAAGGGAGAGGAGGAGGAGAGGGAAAAGACGUGGGGGGAUGGGUCUGCCGGUGCAAGACCGAGCGGCAGGGCGCGGAGGCCCAAAGCGCUUUUCACGUUGGUGGAGGGGUAUGAGGAAGAGGAGAAGGAAAGCGAUGUGGAAGGGGAGAAGGAGGGGGAGGGGGACGCAGAGGGGGAGAGGGAGGAAGAGGAGGAAGUAGAGUCGGAGAGGGAGGAAACGGAGCGGGGGUGCGAGGUGGUUCGCGCCGAGAAGGUCAUUCUCGCCCACGAGCUUUACACCUCAGCCGCGUCUUGCUUUUGCUCAGCGUGCCGACGGUGCGAGUACAACAUGUGCUUUACGAAUAGCAUGUAUCCGGGGCAAGUCCCUGUGCUUAAAGCAGACAAAGUUGAGGAGACGGUCAUUAGGGUCACUGGGGUAGAUCGAAAGCAAUCGUGUUCGGCAAGGAGGAUUUCUGUAAAAAGAGGGUGCCUGGUACGCAGUUCGACGAUUUUUUCUGCAACAGCACAUAGAAGAAGGUUGUCGGGGUACUGA
Ectocarpus sp. CCAP 1310/34 is the source of this 2043-nucleotide messenger RNA. The record is from the annotation of a GenBank genome assembly. Lineage: Eukaryota; Phaeophyceae; Ectocarpales; Ectocarpaceae.